AAGGGUUAAAGAGGAUUUAUUGAAUUGAUUGUUUAUUAUUGAAUCGAUGUUAAUGUGGUUGACUUACGAACAGCAAGAAGACAUGAGUUAAACAAAACACCUGGAUAAAAAUGCUGUAGCAAUUUGAACUGAGUGAUGACAGAAAUGAUUGAUUCUAUUUCACUAAAUGAUUGACAACUGUCUUUUGUGAUUUGCAGACACAAAUUGAACAAACUUUUCAGAAGCAGAAUAAACAGGACUGUUGGCGAGACAUCGGGAACAAAACUCAAGGAUCUCUGCAUCUGGAUACGGCCCAAAAACAAAAUGGCGGACACACUUUCAGCAGUUGAUUAUGUUGUCUUUGCGCUGAUGCUACUCUUUUCAAGUGUAAUCGGCAUCUACUACGGCUAUAAAGGCAAGCAAACGACCACGAAGGAAUACCUCACGGCAAGCGGAAGUAUGCACUGGAUGCCGAUUUCUAUAUCUUUACUAGCAUCGUUCUUAUCUGCAAUCGCAUUGAUGGGCAUUCCAUCUGAAAUAUACACUUACGGUAUCCAGUACCUAAUUACCUAUCUCUCCUUCGUCGCCAUGUUGUUGCUGUCUGCAAUGAUCUAUGCACCGAUAUUUUACCAGACCAAAGUUACAAGUGCUAACGAGUAUUUGGAAAAGAGAUUCAGUCGUGGUGUCCGCCUUGUAGGAUGUGCCCUGUUUAUUUUGCAAUACAUUUUAUACCUGGCAGUGGUUAUCUUUGCUCCAAGUCUUGCUUUGCAGGCAGUUGCUGGCGUUCCAAUGGCAGCUUCAAUUAUCUCAACAGGAGCUGUGUGUACUUUUUACACAACACUGGGUGGAAUGCGAGCAGUUGUAUGGACUGAUGUUUUUCAAGCUUUUGUUAUGAUACUUGGCCUUGUAGUUAUCAUUGCAAUCGGCACGAAUGACGUAGGAGGCAUUGGCAAGGUUAUUGAUCUUGCAGAUAAAGGAGAACGACUGACGCUGUUUGACUUCAACCCAGAUCCAACAGUAAGGAACACAUUUUGGACACUUGUAGUUGGAGGCACGUUCUCGUUGAUUCCAAACUGGACAACAUCACAAGUCGUCGUCCAACGAUUCUUAUCAGCGUCAUCCUUGAAAAGUGUGAAAAAAGCCAUUUACAUCAAUGUCAUCUUUUUAUUUAUCUUCGUGGUUGCCUGUUGCUUUGCUGGGUUGGUCAUGUAUGCUGUUUACGCUGAUUGCGAUCUUCGUACGGUCAAAGAGAUUAAAAGCAAUGACCAGGUCAUCCCAUACUUCGUCGUCCACAAACUUUCCCAUCUUACGGGAGUUCCUGGACUUUACACAGCUUGUCUAUUCAGUGGAGCAUUGAGCACUGCAUCCUCUGGCCUUAAUUCUCUAACUGCAGUAACAGUUGAAGACAUCGUCAAGCCUCGAUACCCAGACAUGAGUGCUAGCAAGAUGAUGCUCGUAUCCAAGUUAAUAGCCUGUGCAUUUGGAAUAGCUGUCAUUGCAUGUUCGUUUCUCGCAUCAGUUGCAGGCACUCUAGUACUCCAGCUGGCCUAUUCAAUCACUGGGAUUAUUGGAGCUCCGAAUUUUGGUAUGUUUACACUUGGCAUGUUCUCAACCAGAGCUCAUUCAAAGGGUGCACUGGUUGGUGUUUUCACAGGGAUAGCCAUGACUACAUGGAUUUCACUUGGGGGCAUUAUGUACCCUGGGGACAAGGCACCAGCCCCACUUAAAGUAAACGACUGCAGUGCUGUUGGUUUUUUCAACACAUCUUUGCUUAAAAAUGUUGGUAUCAAUGGAACAGUCAUAUACAACUACAAACCUCAUGAUGUCCCAUUGGCAAAACUAUACAGCUUGUCAUAUUUGUGGUAUGGUGCUGUUGGUGCUUUGUGUACCAUUGUGAUCGGGUGGCUUGUCUCAGUAGCAACUAAUUCUUCCGACCAGCAUAAGAAAGUUGACGAAAGUUUGUUAUUUGACUACAAAUCUAAAAUUCAACGCAUUCUUCCUGCAAGAUGGACAAAAUUCAGGCUUAAACAGGAUAUUGCAACUGAUGCAUCAACAUAUGAAUUGAAGCAUUAUGCCGAUGUUGCUGAUGCUCAGAAAAUGGAGUUGCAAAGAAAUGAUGUCAUGGUAUUUGAAAACCAAAGUGCACAGUAAUUAGAGACACCUGCUUUAGAUAGCUAUUAGCCUGCAUAAUGAUAUUAAUGUUUGCAUUUAACUAGUGUAGAACCCAUGUAGAUUGCCGGAGAAUAUAAUGUUUUCGUCUCCUACUGCUAUUGAAACACUUCAGAUUUUUAAUUCUACAGGGCAUGUAAAAAGUCUUUAGUAUUUUAUCUGAAACUGUUGAGCUUGACAAAACUCUUCAUCGAAGCAAGGAAAUGGCUUCUUUUCUCUCUACAGGAUCUUGUUCAGACAUGCAUGGCAAAGCCUCUAACGAUGAUAGGUUUGAGGGAGGUACCAUUGAUCCUAUAAUAUUUUGCUUAGAUGAAGACAAGCCACUGCCUUUCCCCUUUCAACUUAUAUUACACUAUCUUACGAUAUCGUAGGCUAUUGAAAUAAUAUAAACUAACUUACAGGUAAACUUUCUGUUAAACCAUUGUGUGAACCCAACUUUAAACGAGUCAUUAGCUUAGACUUCCACUUCACCAUUCUUGUGAGGGCGUGGAGCAAGCAUUUGUUUGAAGGUUCACUCCAGAGGCGUUUCUUUGAGAGUGAGGCAGAGAGGGUCAUGGCUUCUACACAAAUUUUUUUGGCCUCUUGCUUGAUACAAAAUUUUCUACAAAGAUUACUACUAAAAAUUUGGUGAUUUUUUUUAUAGCUAGCUUUCUUCUAUUUUGCUGAAUGUGACCUUAUUCACUUUUAUUUAACAAACUAGAGGCCCUGAUAACCAUUUUGGUUUAUAACGGAUGUGAACUUUCAUGAAAUGUUGGCUCCUUCCUGUUGUAGUUACCAGAACAAUUUCAUUCUUGACAAUCAUUUAACUUUUUUGAUUCUAUAUUCGUUAUACAAAAAUUGUUAAAACAAGUUUUUGAAACAGAAGUUCAGUGUUUAGGACUUUUAGUAACCAACGUUUUCGGUACGAAAAUUUCGGCGUUAUUCCGAUAACUUUGAAUGGAAAUAAAUUCGAAAGAUUAUCUUACGGUUUUAUUGGAAAAAAUCACGAAAACAUUGGACCAGUGCUUCAGAAAAGUUCUUGAAAAUACUAUCGAGGGAAUCAUAAAGAAUGCCUCGAAAUACGGAAGAAUAAGUUAAUUCAACGUUUCGGUUUCGAUUUUCUAUUUUCAUGCGCUUAGAUAAUGAGCAAAUCAGAGUUUAAAAUAAACAAGUCUUUAACGUCAAAUGUAGAGCAACUCACCUUGUAUCUGCAUUGAAGCUUUAAAAUCAAGGUGCACUGCAAAAAAAAUUCUCACUUAUAAUUUCUUUAUCAAGAAAAAGCUUUAGCUGUUUGCUUUAAAAUUCAACAUUUUUCGUUUGUUUUUCUUUGAAAAAGCCACACUUCAUGGUCAUCUUCCAUGAAUACUUUGUUAAUAUUUUACAGACUUAUUUUGAAGCAAUUCUUCAUAGUUUUGCGUCAUUUUUUCCUCAAAACAGCAAACCAAUAAUAUCGUAAAAUAUCUUAACCGGGAAUUUUUCCUAACAAACUGGCGGAGAGGGUAAACGGAGGUUUUUCACUUGUUUCCACUUCCUUGGACUAAUACCUUGAAAUUUUGAAUGGUGUCCAAAAAAAUUUCUCCCUGGAUAUCACGUGAUCGAUGACGUGAAUUUUUAUGGUCAGAAAAAAAUUAAAAUCGUCAAAUGUAAAAAUAAACAGCAUCAAUCGAAAGAGUGUAAAAAACUGAACAAAAAAUGCUUAGAAGCAUAUAGCCAAAAAAUCAACCAGUUAAAAACUAUCACAUGUCAAAGUAUUGAUGACGUCACCAUAUGCGCAAGUCACAAGUAUGGGAAAUUGGUAUUUUCAGCCAUUUUGGGCCUCUUUUAUUGAUACUAUUGUGGAAUUUCCAUGUUGAUAAGAUAUGAGACGUAAGUGGUUAUCAUGUUACAAUGGGUAUAUAAAGGGUUAAGUAAGGCAUAGAGUAGCCCCUAAUGGUUAAGUUAAUCAAUUACUUGACUUUCGUCUAGUUUGGCAGUUGUAGGAUGUGUCCUGUUUAUUUUGCAAUACGUAAGUCAAUUAUUGUGAUUUUCUCACGCCUCCCCAGUAAUUUGGAACAUUUCUCUUCCUCUACAUGUGAAAAUAGUUGAUCAGAAGUGUCAAGCCUGAGGCAUGACGUCAUCAAGCGACAAAUGAUACCUGCUAUUUUAUAGAUGCCUACCAUAUCAGCCAGAAGAAUGUUAUACCUUCUGCUUUGAAAAACAGACUGAAAAUAAUUUCUAAGCAUCUUGUUUAUCUCUCUCGUUGUAAAAAACGA
Molecule: messenger RNA, 4379 nt
Organism: Rhopilema esculentum
Lineage: Eukaryota; Metazoa; Cnidaria; Scyphozoa; Rhizostomeae; Rhizostomatidae
Product: sodium-coupled monocarboxylate transporter 1
Biological process (GO): sodium ion transport; transmembrane transport
Cellular component (GO): membrane
Molecular function (GO): symporter activity
Source: RefSeq, a predicted model, not a curated record